This is a messenger RNA of Brassica rapa (field mustard), 1072 nucleotides long. Its product is annotated as succinate dehydrogenase [ubiquinone] iron-sulfur subunit 1, mitochondrial. Gene Ontology annotation, biological process: aerobic respiration; tricarboxylic acid cycle; respiratory electron transport chain. NCBI's taxonomy places the organism in Eukaryota, Viridiplantae, Streptophyta, Magnoliopsida, Brassicales, Brassicaceae. Gene Ontology annotation, cellular component: mitochondrion. Gene Ontology annotation, molecular function: 2 iron, 2 sulfur cluster binding; oxidoreductase activity; electron transfer activity. The record is from RefSeq and is a predicted model, not a curated record.
AUAUUCAGCCAUCUUCAAUCUCCCGUGAAAAUGGCGUCCGGCUUGAUCGGAAAAUUGGUUAGAACCAAUCCGUCGCGAUUAACCACCGCGGCGAGGCUAAUCCCGUCGCGAUGCACAGCCUCCGCACCACAACCGGAAUCAAAACCUUCGUCUAACGGCGGCAAACCAUCGAACCUGAAGACGUUCCAGAUCUACCGAUGGAACCCCGACAACCCCAGCAAGCCCGAGCUCCAAGACUACCAGAUCGAUCUCAAGGACUGCGGCCCGAUGGUCCUCGACGCCCUAAUCAAGAUCAAGAACGAGACGGAUCCCUCCCUCACGUUCCGCCGCUCGUGCCGAGAAGGGAUCUGCGGCUCGUGCGCGAUGAACAUCGACGGGUGCAACGGCCUCGCGUGCCUGACGAAGAUCGAGGAGGGGGCGAAGGAGACGACGACGAUCACUCCCUUGCCGCAUAUGUUUGUGAUAAAGGAUCUGGUGGUGGACAUGACGAAUUUUUAUAAUCAGUAUAAGAGUAUCGAGCCGUGGCUGAAGAGGAAGAGUCCGGCGUCGGAUGAGCAUGGGAAGGAGAUUCUGCAGAGUAAGAAGGAUAGGGCGAAGCUUGAUGGGAUGUAUGAGUGUAUUUUGUGUGCUUGUUGUAGCACGUCGUGUCCUAGUUAUUGGUGGAACCCUGAGUCUUAUCUUGGCCCUGCUGCUUUGCUGCAUGCUAACAGGUGGAUAAGCGACAGUCGUGAUGAGUAUACUAAGGAAAGACUUGAGGCUAUUGACGACGAGUUCAAGCUUUACCGUUGCCAUACGAUCUUGAAUUGUGCCCGUGCCUGUCCAAAGGGUUUGAACCCAGGCAAACAGAUCGCGCAUAUCAAGCAACUUCAGCGUUGAACUGCUUUUUGAAGUGUUGUGCGGUCACUGAAGCUAAUAAUCUUCACAGUCUUGGAUUUUCAAUUCAUUUUUUGUAUUGUUGUUGCCACACCUGAAAGAAACUCUUUUGGCAAGUCUUCCCAAGUAGAUGAGCUUUGUGGUUGUAUCUUGCUGAAAAAUCUCUCGAGUAAUAAAACUGAAGAAAACUUAAACCUCA